CUAGGUUCUCCUACGGCCUUCCCUUCCCCCUCCCAUUUGUGUUUCCCAAGGGCCCACCACACGCUUCCCUCACGCCGCGACCGUUCCGUCGCCGUCGUCCCCUCCCCUUCUCCCCCUCCUCAUCUCGGCACCUUCUCGCCGCGACCUCCCCGUCGCCGCGUCCCGAGGAUUUCACCGCCAAGUCCCGCCGAUUUCGCCGCCGCGUUCUCUCCGCCCGCGGAUUUCCCGCGAAUUUCCCCGCCGCUGCGGAUUUCCCGCGAAUUCCCCGCGGAUUCCCCCGCCGCCGCGGAUUCCCCGCGGAUUCCCCGCGCAUUCCCGUUGCCGCCUGCCCUCCCCCCGCGGCAGCAGCAGCAGCAGCAACAGCAGCAGCAGCGGCAGCAGCAACAGCAGCAUCGGCAGCAGCAGCAGCAGCGGCAGCGGGAGCAGCAGCGGCAGCAGCAGCGGCAGCGGGAGCAGCAGCGGCAGCAGCAGCAGCAGCAGCAGCAGCAGCGGCAGCGGCAGCAGCAGCAGCAGCAGUGACAGCAGCAGCAGCUGCAGCAGCAGGAGCAGUAGCGGCUUCCCCCGCAGCGGCAACAGCAACGACAUCAGCGACAUCAGCAGCAGCCGUGCCAGCCGCGCCCCAGUGGCAGCCGAGGCAUCCCCAGCUGCAGCAGCAGCAGCGGCAGUGGCAGCAGCAGCAACAGCAGCAGCAGCGGCAGCAGCAGCACCAGCAGCAGCAGCAACAGCCGGAGGGGUCCACCAGCAGCACCUCCCCCUCCCUCUGGCCGCCGCGGGCUGCUGCGGACGCCACCUUCCUCCACCACCGCCACGAAUACCUCAUCCGCAAGGCCGACCAUGACGUUGCUCUCCUCGACUAUGUGUUUGCCUCGUCAGAGCGUUCCACUCGCCUGGAACUGAUUGCCGAGUACAACACCUCCAUGGCGGCUUACGUCCCCAACAGCGUCGCCUGGGCCGCUGCCGACAACCGCGCUUGCACCAUCCUCCUCGGUGCACUCCCCAACACCCUUAUGCGCCGCUUCCAAGCUCGCGAGAUGCGCGCUCACCUAAUUUGGACCGAGCUCCAGUCUAUGUUCGAGCGUCGCGACAUCAGCUCUGUUGGCGUUCUCUUCCAGGAGUAUUUCUCCAUCACCCUCGCCACUUGUGACGGCGCAGUCGACUAUGUCGGGCGCAUGCAGGAAGUUGCCGAUCGCCUUGCCGCUCGCCAUGCUGCCCUUUCCGAGCCCCUGCAGAUCCACCGUAUGCUCUUCAGCCUCACGCCAGACUAUGAGUCCCGCCUUCACGCCUUCACCGAGGCGAACCCCUUGGCUGGCCUCCCCGAAGUGACGCAGUGGAUCAUUGACACGGAGGUCAAGCUCCGCACCCCCAUUGUCAACCUCACCACCACUCACUCCUCCUCCGCCUCCCUCAAUGCCACACAGCCGCGCACUCAGGGUGGUCGCACCGGCGGUAGCGGGGGUCGUGGAGGGAGUGGAGGUGGCAGUCGGGGUAGUGGCCGUGGUGGCCGUGGUGGUAGAGGUGGUGGUGGUGGUCCUAGUGGCCCCACUCCCGGAGGCUCCUCUAGUGCUGGUGGAGCUGUGAGCCGUGGUGGUGGUCACCCUGGGACUCUUCCCCCCUGCACGGCAGCAGGACAGCAGGGCGCGUGGGGCGCAGUAGGGCUGCAGGGCGCGCGGGGCGCACAGGGCAGCAGGGCGCACAGGGCUGCAGGGCAGCAGGGCGCACAGGGCUGCAGGGCAGCAGGGCGCGCGGGGCGCGCAGGGCUGCAGUGCGCGCAGGGCGCGCAGGGUAGCAGGACAGCAGGGCGCGCAGCGUGCGCGGGGCGCACAGGGCAGCAGGGCAGCAGGGCGCGCGGGGCGCAGCAGGGCUGUAGGGCGCGCGGGGCGCACAGGGCAGCAGGGCAGCAGGGCGCACAGGGCUGCAGGGCAGCAGGGCGCGCGGGGCGCGCAGGGCUGCAGGGCGCGCAGGGCAGCAGGACAGCAGGGCGCGCAGGGCUGCAGGGCGCGCGGGGCGCACAGGGCAGCAGGGCAGCAGGGCGCGCGGGGCGCACAGGGCUGCAGGGCAGCAGGGCGCGCGGGGCGCACAGGGCUGCAGAUCCUCCCCCCCCAACUGCUGCACCCGCAGCAGGGGGGCUGGUGCUGCAGAUCCCCUCCCCCCCACUGCUGCACCCACAGCAGGGGGAUGGAGGAGAAGGGGGGGGGGGGGGGCUGGUGCGGCAGGGAGAGAGAGAGGAGAAGGGGGGGCGGGGGGGUCUGAUGCUGCAGAUCCCCUCCCCCCCACUGCUGCUCCACUAUCCGUCACUCCCCAGGGAUGAAGGAGAAGGGGGGGGACGGGGGGGGUUGGUGCUGCAUAUCCCCUCCCCCCCACUGCUGCACCCGCAGCAGGGGGAUGGAGGAGAAGGGGGGGGCGGGGGGGGCUGGGGGGCGGGGGCGGAGCUGCGCGUGCGACUGCAGGGCAUGCGGGCAGGGGAGCUGCAGUCGCACGCGCAGUGCCCCCCCCUCCAUGAUGCGACGGGGCACCGGGGUCGCGACUAG
Molecule: messenger RNA, 2528 nt
Organism: Closterium sp. Naga37s-1
Lineage: Eukaryota; Viridiplantae; Streptophyta; Zygnematophyceae; Desmidiales; Closteriaceae
Source: the annotation of a GenBank genome assembly